Symbiodinium sp. CCMP2592 is the source of this 3327-nucleotide messenger RNA. Lineage: Eukaryota; Dinophyceae; Suessiales; Symbiodiniaceae. The record is from the annotation of a GenBank genome assembly.
AUGUUCUUGUUUGGGAGCAGCGGCUCGUCGGGGCAAAGCGAAGCUGGCGUUGCCGAGGACUUGCAGCAGGAGAUCCUGGACAGAGAUGAAGAGAUUGCUGAGCUGAAGGCCAAGAUCGAAGCGUAUCGUGAUGCCCUGGAGAAAGAACCUCACUUCGAGCACUUUGAGAUGGCCAUGGAAGAGAAGAACAAGGUGCUGGAGGAGCAGUUUCUGAAAGUUCAGGAGCUCACGAAGGAGAACCAGUCCCUCUUGGAAAGAUUGCAGAAUGCUGGGCCAGCGGGCGCCCACGAGGGCCCAGAAAGUGGAAGCCCUGAGAUGGAGGAGCAGCGACAGGAUCAAAAGACGAAUGGCAACCGCCCAUUGGAGGACGAGCUGUCUAGAGUGAAGGCAGAGCUGGAAUCGGUGAAGGCAGAGCUUGAAUCAAGACCGCUACCGCACACGCAGCCAUCUGGCGACAUUCAGGAGGAUGGCCGCCUCGGGGAAGCCCAGGAACGCCUCAGGUCUCUGGAGGAGCAGCUGCUGGCAGCGGAGGUGGCCAAGCGGCAGUCAGACGAAGCGCGCGCGGCGAGUAUGACACAGCUGGCAGCGCUGGAGUCGGAGGUGCCGGAGUUGCGUGGCAAACUAGCUGAGCUGGAGGCCAUGCGAGCUUCCGCCCUCGAAGCAAAAGAAGAAGUUGAGCAGCUCCAGCUCGAGAAAGAGAUGCUUCGGGAGGAAUCUGCGGAGGUGCCGGCACUCAAGGCACAGAUCGCAGAUGUGGAGGCACAGCAAGCCGCCUUUCAAGAUGCCGCCGCAGCAUCUGCAGAGCUUCACCUGAAGCUGGAGAGGCUGCAGGAUGAAGCUGGGCAGGUACACGAGCUGAGGAGCAGGCUUGCAGAGCUCGAGGCGGAGCGCGAGUCCUCUCUCAAAGCACAAGCGGCGGCGGAGCAACUCCAGCAGGAAGUUCAGCGGCUGCAAGCGGAAGCGGCGGAGGCGCAGGCACAAUGGGCAACUGCCGCCCAAGAUGCUGCUGGUUCUGCGGAGCUGCAGCAGGAGGUGAACCGAUUGAAGUCCGAGAGCGCGCAGGUGCCGGAACUGCAAGCAGCUGCCGAGAAGCUGCAGCUGGAAGUCGAGAGACUCACAGCUGAGGCAGCGGAGGCGUCUGCAUUGAAGGUGCAGAUCGCUGAUGUGGAGGCUCAGCGGGCGGCAGCCUUGCAAGAGGCUGCUGGCGUGGCCGAGCUUCGGCAGCAGGUGGACCGGCUUCGGUCCGAAGCUUCGGAGGUGGACGAGUUGCGUGCCAGGCUUGCGCAGCUGGAGGCUCCUGCAUCUGUGGCAGCCGUCGCAGCGCCUGCUGUCAGCGGAGGUGCAGACGGCUGGGACGAUUUUGAUUUUGACACGGACACGGUGGACCCUACCACUGCUGCAGUGAAGGCCGAUGCUGGCCUUGGUGCAGAAGCAGAGGACGAAGGCGGAGAUGGCUGGGCAAACGACUUGGACCUCGGUGCUGAGCUCGCUUUGGGAGCACCUCAUCUCCAAGCAGAGCCUGCUGUCUCCCAGCCGGAAGCUGCUGUGGCAUCUGCGGAACUGGAGAAGCUCAAGUUCGAAGCAGCGCAGGUGCAUGAGAUGCGGAGCAGGCUUGCAGAGCUCGAGGUGGAGCGCGAGUCCACUCUCAAAGCGCAAGCGGCGGCAGAGCAACUUCAGCAGGAAGUUCAGCGACUGCAAGCGGAAGCGGCAGAGGCACAGGCAAAGCUGGCCGACAGCGAGGCGCAACGCGCAGCUGCCGUUCAAGAUGCCGCUGGUUCUGCGGAGCUGCAGCAGGAGGUGAACCGAUUGAAGUCCGAGAGCGCGCAGGUGCCGGACCUGCAAGCAACCGCCGAGAAGCUGCAGCUGGAAGUCGAGAGACUCACAGCUGAGGCAGCGGAGGUGGAGCGCGAGUCCACUCUCAAAGCGCAAGCGGCGGCAGAGCAACUUCAGCAGGAAGUUCAGCGACUGCAAGCGGAAGCGGCAGAGGCACAGGCAAAGCUGGCCGACAGCGAGGCGCAACGCGCAGCUGCCGUUCAAGAUGCCGCUGGUUCUGCGGAGCUGCAGCAGGAGGUGAACCGAUUGAAGUCCGAGAGCGCGCAGGUGCCGGACCUGCAAGCAACCGCCGAGAAGCUGCAGCUGGAAGUCGAGAGACUCACAGCUGAGGCAGCGGAGGUGUCUGCAUUGAAGAUGCAGAUCGCCGAUGUGGAGGCUCAGCGGGCGGCAGCCUUGCAAGAGGCUGCUGGCGUGGCCGAGCUUCGGCAGCAGGUGGACCGGCUUCGGUCCGAAGCUUCGGAGGCCGACGCGCCGAUGGGAAUCCGACGGGAGCGUGGGCCGUCCAUGCGAUUUUCGCGGCAGGUGGACGACUUUCGUGCCAGGCUGGCGCAGCUCGAGGCAGCGCGGCCCCUGCAGCUGCGGCGGUUGCUGCAUCCGUGGCAGCGCCCGCUCUCGGUGGAGGUGGAGACGGUUGGGAAGAUUUCGAUCUUGACAUGGAAACGACCGCUCCUGCCACGACAGCAACUUGGCCAUAAUUGGGCGAGUAGUGGCAUUGGUUCCGGUGAUUGGUCCAUUGUCGCAUGCAGUUGGUCGGGGUCGUUCUUGCCGCAUAGUCUCGGCGAGCUUCGCUCGGAAGUGUACCAGUGUAUCUGUAAUCCAACAGACAUUCUCAACGGCGGUCGGGGGGUUUCGGCCUGGCACGAGCACAGUUCAGUUUCACAGCACACCUUGGCAGACAACACCUCUCACAUGUCGAGUUUCGAAUGUUGGGGAGCUCUGGAGUGGACGGCAAAGGCAGUGAAAGCCGAUGCUGGCCAUGGUGCAGAGGCAGAUGGCGAAGGUGGGGAUGGCUGGGCAGACGACUUGGACCUCGGAGCCGAGCUGACAAUGGGAGACACAGGCGGUCCACAGGUUUUCGACAUGGCCAUGGACGACGACCUCGCGCAGGAGGCCACAACGCACGGUGAUGAGAAGACCGCAGUGGACACGCUGCAGGCUCGAAUUACGGAGCUGGAGGGCCAGCUUAUCCAAACGCAAGAUGCGGAGCGCGAGUCUGCCCUCAAGGCACAAGCAGCCGUCGAGCAGCUUCAGCAAGAAGUGCAGCGGCUACAAGCAGAAGCUGCGGAGGCGCAACGCGCAGCUGCCGUUCAAGAUGCCGCUGGUUCUGCGGAGCUGCAGCAGGAGGUGAACCGAUUGAAGUCCGAGAGCGCGCAGGUGCCGGAACUGCAAGCAGCUGCCGAGAAGUUGCAGCUGGAAGUCCAGAGACUUACGGCUGAGGCAGCGGAGGUCCCGAUCUCAGAGCUUCACGAUUUCAAAUGUUGGUGUGAAUAUUAA